Messenger RNA from Saccostrea cuccullata (small rock oyster), 740 nucleotides. RefSeq lists its product as uncharacterized. The transcript is spliced from 3 exons. Bases 2 to 541 code for a protein of 179 amino acids. The record is from RefSeq and is a predicted model, not a curated record. Lineage: Eukaryota; Metazoa; Mollusca; Bivalvia; Ostreida; Ostreidae.
CAUGCAGAAACAUCGACAUCUUCUUAAACCUAUGAUGAUUGUUUCCACUACUGGAUACAUCAUUGCAGCUAUUGGGCCCUAUUUGGCUGAUGGCAAGAACUCUGAUGCCAAGAUCCUGAACCAUAUUCUUGCAACAAAUGUUCAAGAGAUAAAGUCGUGGAUCAAGGAAGAUGACAUUCUGAUUGUAGACCGCGGUUUCAGGGACUCAGCUGGAGUAUUAUCUGAGCUUGGAAUCAACAUGGAAAUGCCGUCCUUCUUAAAGAAAGGUCAAAAGCAGCAUUCAACCGAAGAAGCAAAUAGUUCCCGACUUAUAACGAAGAUCCGAUGGGUAGUUGAGUCAGUGAAUGCACGAAUCAAAACAUGGAAAUACCUUGGAAAACAGCUCCCGAAUUCUCAAAUUCCAUAUAUUGGAGACUACGUCAGAAUAGUCAGCGCCAUUUGUAAUAAAUGUAGAUGUCCUAUUAGCACUGGGAAUGAAGAGAGUGAUCUUAACAUGGCUGCAAAAAUGCGAUAUUUGCUAUCAAAAAGCAAUCUCUUGUAACAGGAAGUUGAAUCCAAUGGACUGGAUAAAAAGUCUCACAGAUGGGUGAAGUUAGAUGAAGCAACAACAGAUCUAGAUGACUUCCCUAGGUUCACCGAAGACGAAGUUCGAGAACUAACCCUUGGAGUAUACCAAGUGAAACUGGCAAAGCAUUACUCUCAAGAACACACUAACCUAGAUGGGACAUAUGAAAUCUGGA